Molecule: messenger RNA, 1133 nt
Organism: Drosophila subobscura
Lineage: Eukaryota; Metazoa; Arthropoda; Insecta; Diptera; Drosophilidae
Gene: Nurf-38
Product: inorganic pyrophosphatase
Exons: 6
Coding region: 130-1005 (291 amino acids)
Biological process (GO): phosphate-containing compound metabolic process
Cellular component (GO): cytoplasm
Molecular function (GO): inorganic diphosphate phosphatase activity; magnesium ion binding
Source: RefSeq, a predicted model, not a curated record
AUUACAAGAAAUUCACGUGUGGUAGUCGGCCGCUUGCACAGUUUUCUCAAAACGACGUCAGCAAAAACUAUUUGUGCACCGAGCCAAAGGAACAUUCAAUUAAAUACUCAGCCAACUCUAAAAGUCGACAUGUCCAAGUACGAGACCGUUGAGAAGGGAGCCAAGAACUCGCCCAGCUACAGCCUUUAUUUCAAAAAUAAAUGCGGCAAUGUCAUCUCACCGAUGCACGACAUUCCAUUGUACGCCAAUGAGGAGAAGACCAUCUACAACAUGGUUGUGGAGGUUCCACGUUGGACCAACGCCAAGAUGGAGAUCAGCCUGAAGACGCCCUUGAACCCCAUUAAGCAGGACAUCAAGAAGGGCAAGCUGCGCUUUGUGGCCAACUGCUUCCCCCACAAGGGUUACAUUUGGAACUACGGUGCCCUGCCCCAGACCUGGGAGAACCCCGACCACAUUGAGCCAUCAACGGGCUGCAAGGGUGACAACGAUCCCAUUGAUGUCAUUGAAAUUGGCUACCGUGUGGCCAAGCGUGGCGAUGUCAUGCAGGUCAAGGUCCUGGGCACCAUUGCACUCAUCGAUGAGGGCGAAACUGAUUGGAAAAUCAUUGCCAUUGAUGUGAACGAUCCGCUGGCGUCGAAGGUCAACGAUAUUUCCGAUGUGGAUCAGUACUUCCCCGGCUUGCUGCGCGCCACUGUUGAAUGGUUCAAGAUCUACAAAAUCCCCGAUGGCAAGCCAGAGAACCAGUUUGCUUUCAACGGUGACGCGAAGAACGCUGAGUUCGCCACCUCGAUCAUUGCCGAGACCCACAAGUUCUGGCAGACUCUGAUCAAUCAGAGCAGUGUGGGCGACCACUCAAUCUCUUGCACCAACAUUACCAAUCGCAAUUCCGAAUUCGUCGUCCCCAAGGAGGAGGCUGACAAGCUGUUUGCCGAGGCACCAGAGGGUGGCCAGGUUGAGGAAGAGGUCGACACAGUCGACACUUGGCAUUUCAUUCAUCUCAAGUAAUGCGAUGGUGCUGCAGCUUGAUUUCUGAUAUCAUACUAAUGUGAAGACUUUUUUGGCACUUGAAAUGUUGAUUAUGGAGAGAGUAUAUUGAAGUUAUAAUAAAGUUUUGCACCGCAAGUAAAAAUCAC